ACUACAUCCCGUGGACGACAAAGGAACCCCGAAACGCCGUUAUUGGGCAGUCUCCAACCCCAGUGAUCAGGGCCAGUUGUGUCCAUGCGUGGUACCGUUGUAGCACAAGUCUCCGUAAGACUCGUCUCGGGUAUUCAUGACGCCACUGGCAAAGUGCUGUAGUGACUUGGGGCAUGGAGCGCCAUUGAUAACCAAAGAGUGGACAUUUUGGGAUUGUCUCUUGUUACGGCAUUCCCAGCAUUGUCCGAUCUUGGUGGUAGCCAAGUGACACCGUAAUCUUGACUAGGAAGUCCCGUGCCAGCCCAAAAUCAACAACAACCUUGACACCAAGCUGCAUCGGCCUGCACGAAUUUUCAAACAAGUGCCUGUUGCUCUGAAGUACACUCAAACGCAACUUUCGAGACGUCACGCACGUACACGACAGCAACAAUCACCAUGACGUUCUCGCGAGCAUCGGGAGACAAUGCCGACCGUACACUACUUGUACCUUCUCACGAAGGUCCUCAUGUGUUGCCGAACAGUCCUUUCUGGGGCAAGUUGCUUCGGCAUGCACGAAGGAAUCGAACGGCUAUCCGAGACGUCGAUUUGGGAGUGAGCAAGACAUAUGGACAGGCCUUGUCAGAUGCACUGAGCCUUCGGGCCGUCAUUGCGAGGUCACUGCCAAGGUCAAUUCUCGAUGAUAUCGCCAGGGGCGAGGAGGUCUACAUAGGAGUCCUGGCCGCUGGCGGCUAUGAAUUUACCGUGGCUGUACUUGCAAUUCUUGCGCUUGGAGCAGCCUUCGUGCCUAUGUCCGUUAGCGUCCCCGUGAACGAAGCCGCUUAUUUUGUCACCAAGUGUCGACAACGACUCAUUCUGGUCAGCUCGGAAGUGGCUCCGUUAGGCCAGGCCAUCCAAAAGCAUUUGUCCAGAGACCAAGACAUUGCGAUCCUGGAGAUCUUGCCGAACAUUCCCAAGAAGACCGCAUACACCCCAACAGACAUCUCUAUCUCUUCUAAUCCACCAAUCGAUGAAAGCAGAGCUGGAUUAGUGAUUUUCACCUCAGGCACCACGGGACGGCCAAAAGGCGCCGUCAUGCGACAUUCAUACGUACAUGAGGCAGCAAUAGCUAUCGGUGAAGGAUACGACGUCGACCACAACGACGUCGUUCUACAUGUCUUGCCUGUCCAUCACACAACUGGUUUGGCCACGUCUUUCUUUGUGUACCUGAAUGCAGGAGGCUGCAUUGAAUUCAAGCGUGGCAAUCUCGACACAGCCUGGGUUUGGGACAGAUGGCGUCAAGGCGGACUCACCGUUUUCUCAGCCGUACCAACCAUACUUCUGCGCCUGCAAUGGCAUUUUGAGCAAAAGAUACGGUCCACUCCUGAAGAGGCCGCCUAUAUUCAAGCUGCAAACCAGUUUCGGGCCUUCAUGUGCGGCUCGUCUGCCCUGCAACAGCAGGUUCAAGAGUUCUGGACAGAUAUUCGUCAAGGUAGACCUAUUCUUACCCGAUAUGGCGCUACGGAGUACCCUGGCUGCCUUAAGGUUCCGGCGGAGUUGGGAGCUGCUGUCCCCAAGGGAUGCGUGGGCCUCCCCGUCCCGGGCGUGGAAUUGAAGCUGUCCGAUGGCGACGACGGCGAACUCCUUGUGAAGUCUCCCAAUAUGUUUGCCAAAUAUCUCUUUGAUCCUGAAGCGACGGCUGAAGCUCAUGACGAAGCCGGCUACUUCAAGACUGGAGACAUCUGUCGGCGAGAGAACGGGUAUUACUACAUUAUUGGUCGUGCAUCCGUGGACAUCAUCAAGUCUGGUGGCUACAAGAUCUCCGCCAUCGAGAUCGAGCGCGCUUGCCUGGACUUGCCAUAUAUUUCAGAGGCUGCAGUAGUAGGCGUGGAGGACGAAGAGUUUGGUCAGCGUGUUGGUGCAAUCAUAUCUUUGACCGCUGGCUCGUCACCCUUGAGCAUACAGAAUUUCCGGUCCGACUUGAGGCGGGAACUUGCGCCAUACAAGUUACCUACGUUACUAAGAACUGUGGACGGCGAGCUGCCCAAGGGAGGCACAGGCAAGGUUCAAAAGAAGAUUCUGGGUCCAAAACUGUUUCCCAAGAAUUGGGCUGAGAUAGCAGAAGUGCAAUGCUACCGACCAGAAAGACGAUCGAAAGCGAGUGGCCAACUUACGGCAAAACUAUAGAACUGGAGAUCCCGAAACGAAUUUGUCCC
Exophiala viscosa is the source of this 2192-nucleotide messenger RNA. RefSeq lists its product as uncharacterized. Gene Ontology annotation, biological process: fatty acid metabolic process. Lineage: Eukaryota; Fungi; Ascomycota; Eurotiomycetes; Chaetothyriales; Herpotrichiellaceae. Gene Ontology annotation, molecular function: medium-chain fatty acid-CoA ligase activity. The coding region runs from base 436 to 2163 and encodes 575 amino acids. The record is from RefSeq and is a predicted model, not a curated record. The transcript has 3 exons.